Nerophis lumbriciformis (worm pipefish) is the source of this 1702-nucleotide messenger RNA. RefSeq names its product cell division control protein 42 homolog. Gene Ontology annotation, molecular function: GTPase activity; GTP binding. Lineage: Eukaryota; Metazoa; Chordata; Actinopteri; Syngnathiformes; Syngnathidae. Gene Ontology annotation, biological process: small GTPase-mediated signal transduction. The record is from RefSeq and is a predicted model, not a curated record.
UUACUAACACAUAAUUAUGUGGUUUGAGUAUGUUUUUCUUUUUUGUUUUGUAUGUAUUUUUUACUUUACUCUUGAUAUCCGGUUAUUGUAUUUCUUAGUUUAACAGGAAGUACUAGUCGGGACAAGUUACUGUGCCAACGCCCGGUUGCAUCAAAGCCAGCGUAAGCUAGUAGACGUUCCGAGGGACAUAGCACUGCUACCAGCCCUAUCACACGGAAGCAAGAUGCAGACCAUCAAAUGUGUUGUGGUGGGAGAUGGAGCAGUGGGAAAAACAUGUCUACUGAUUUCAUACACCACCAACAAAUUCCCAUCUGAAUAUGUACCAACUGUGUUUGACAACUAUGCAGUAACUGUUAUGAUUGGUGGAGAACCAUACACCCUUGGCUUAUUUGAUACAGCAGGUCAGGAAGAUUAUGACCGGUUACGACCACUAAGCUAUCCACAGACGGAUGUCUUCUUAGUCUGCUUCUCAGUUGUUUCGCCAUCAUCAUUUGAAAAUGUCAAAGAAAAGUGGGUUCCUGAAAUCACUCACCACUGUCCCAAGACCCCGUUCCUUUUGGUAGGCACUCAGAUCGACCUGCGUGACGACCCCUCCACUGUGGAGAAGUUAGCCAAGAACAAACAGAAGCCAAUCACCCCGGAGACAGCGGAGAAGCUGGCCCGGGACCUUAAGGCGGUGAAAUAUGUGGAGUGCUCAGCCCUCACGCAGAAAGGAUUAAAGAAUGUGUUUGAUGAGGCAAUACUGGCUGCCCUGGAGCCCCCUGAACCUAAGAAAAGGCGUAAAUGCGUUCUGCUCUAAGUUUGGUCUCAGCCUUCUCAGCACCACUUGCUAGGUUAGCAGUACUCUUAAGGUUUGCUUCACGACCACAUUUCACUCACAAGUCAAAAUAUCAUGAAAUAUUUGCCGUCUGCCUGAAUUAGCCUAAAUACAUAUUUAGAAUUUUGAAGAUGUUUAACAAUUGAUGCUGUUUUGUGAUGAGUUCAUACUUAUGAUUUGGCCUUACAUGAUGCAUACCACAGUUCAGCUCCAAGACCUUUAGUCUGCAGAAUGGCUUCUUCAUCGAAUGGAAUUCUAACGGUUAGACAAUGAGUUGAGGAUUUAUCUGAAUCUAUUAAUAUAUAAUACAUUAAAGCCACACAGCUUAAAUCAGCCUAAGGAGUGAACUGAAGUGUAUUUGCCAGACUUAGCCGUCUUGCGGACUUGUUGGCAGUUAAUAUUAACUUGUAGUGUGAACACUCCUCACAAAGUUAUCAGAUCUUAUUAAAGGUAUAUUUGUCUUGAAUUAUUUAACACAGAUGACAAUAUUUCACUUGUAGGUGCAGUAUUUUAGUGCAGACUGAGGUCAGUGUACACUUUAAGAUGAAAGUACUCACUGGCCCACACAGCAUCGUUACAUCAGAUAGCGACGCAGUGUGACACUCCAUGAUUCCAUAUCCUGUGAACAUUUCUUAAAUGCCAGAAAGUGUUGUCUUCUCCUAUAUUCAUUCCUAGAUGUGGGCUUGAUUAAUCUGUAAAUAUAGUGAGAAAUUACUCAUAACUUAUUGACUAAGUGUGCAUUUCUGAAGCAGAAAGUUGAAAGUUCAGAUGAUGCUGAGAGAAAAUAAAGAAUUGAUUCUGAUUUCUUUUUGUUCAAUUUGACAUCAAGCUGUACUGUAUUUUCCGUGUGAUGAAACAUCACAAUAAACCAGUAUUAUGAAUAGA